Messenger RNA from Pantherophis guttatus, 6685 nucleotides. RefSeq names its product pleckstrin homology domain containing A4 (gene PLEKHA4). Gene Ontology annotation, cellular component: extrinsic component of cytoplasmic side of plasma membrane. Gene Ontology annotation, biological process: positive regulation of Wnt signaling pathway, planar cell polarity pathway; positive regulation of canonical Wnt signaling pathway. Gene Ontology annotation, molecular function: phosphatidylinositol-4,5-bisphosphate binding; phosphatidylinositol-3,4-bisphosphate binding; phosphatidylinositol-3,5-bisphosphate binding. The record is from RefSeq and is a predicted model, not a curated record. Lineage: Eukaryota; Metazoa; Chordata; Lepidosauria; Squamata; Colubridae.
CUUUAUUCUUUCUCUCCUCUCAUUCCCUAAAGCGGCAAAGGAAAAGCCAGAAGAACAGAGGGAGAGAGAGAAAAAACAUGAUUAGGAAGAUUAAUCACAGGGGGUUGAAGACUUCAAUAUCUAAGAACUAGGAAGCUGAACAACACAGAGGCAAACAAGAGGGGGAAUUGGAGGGAAAUGGGGAGGUGGAGGGAAAUGGGGAGGUGGAGAACAGAAGAAUAGAUAAGAGGACUACAGUGGGAGGAGAAACAGAGUGAUAAGAGAAGUGGGGGAACAGCCAGAAGCAGUGCUGAAAGGAAUGGGUAGCAUUAGAGAAGGAAGAUGAGAGGUAACUGGCACAAAUAGAAGAGGGUACCGUGCCCCGAUACUAAUGCCCAAGAGCUACAGCUGUGGGAACCAAGGAAGACAGAAAAUUUCCUGGGAUCAAAACGUUUCCAAGGAGAGUGGUCCAACUUUUUCUCCUCAAUCUGCCUAGAGAUUUGGCUACCACACAGAAGCCAGAUUAACAUCAAAUUCACCAGGGACCAUGUCAGAAGGGGAUCGACCAAAAAGUGGUCUGAGUUUAGCCAGCAGUACAGCCACCAUCUCUUCAGUCUCCAUGGGAACAAAGCCACACGUAGCCCGGCCAAUCCGGAAAGUGCAUACGUUUGGGAAGAGAGCAAACUCCAUCAAGAGAGAUCCUAACUCUCCUGUUAUAAUGCGUGGCUGGCUUUAUAAGCAGGAUAGCUCUGGGCUCAAACUAUGGAAACGGCGCUGGUUUGUCCUUUCCAAUUACUGCCUCUUCUACUACCGAGAUAGCCGUGAAGAGAUGGUUUUGGGCAGUAUCCUCCUCCCCAGCUAUGAGAUUCGGACAGCUUUCUCCAAGGAGAAGAAGAACCGUCGCUUUGUAUUCAAGGCUGAACACCCUGGCAUGCGGACUUACUAUUUCAGUGCAGACACCCAGUUGGAUAUGAAUAGCUGGAUCAGGGCCAUGAACCAGUCAGCUGCUGCUGAGUGCAACUGUGGAAACCUCAACCAAGGGGGUCUCCACAGCCAGUCAGUGUCUGCCCACACCAGCUUUGAGGACAUCCGGCUUCCCCAGGGUGAUUGUGCCAAAAGCACUGAGUCACUAGAAGUUGCCCAUCUCUCAGAGAUCCAGGAGGCCCGGGCCUCCUCGUCCGAGAGCCUCCACCUGCCUGACAUCCAGACAGGAUCUCCUUGCCUUAAGAGGGCUUCUUUAUCCAGUUCGCUCAAUGGGAGCUACUGCCGUGAAAAGAAAGAACAGCCAGAAUUGAGCUCCCUGUCGUCCCAGACCCAUGGAUGUCCCUCUCCUAUUAGUUGCACUAAGUUCUCUGCCCGGCCACGGACCCCACUACCGUCUUCGUCUGAGAGUCCACCUCCUUCUUCUCCAUCUCAGAUAUCUCAGCCUUCCCCUGUGUUUUCACUGCGUUCCUCCCGCGCUUAUUCCCUCCCAGUAGCCCCAGCUGGGUCCCCAAAGUUGCCACAGGCUCACCUGCCGAACAUGCAUGAUGCCCAUCGGAGCCCUCAUGAUGCCCAUCGGAGCCCUCCGCGAUCUGUAGUUGCACAGGCUGCCUCCUGUGAUGAUCUCUCUAUCAUGAGCUCUCCAAGGACUCUGCAUGCCAACAUUCCCAUGGGGAGGGUGGACAUUGCCCCCAACAAAGGCCUUCCCAAUAACCCUUAUGCUGUUGCAUCAUCGGCCCACAAAGGCCACUCUCUGACCCCUGCAGACCGGUAUGAUGUGUUCCCUACUUCUGAAGAUUCCUAUACCAGGCGAUACAUUCAAAGUCCUCACCUCCAUAGAGUCCGGCCGGUGGGUGAAGAUGGCUUAGUCCCCUCAGUAGGGAGACCGCAACAAAACAGAUUUACAGACCGAGGUUACUUCUCUCCAUCAGUUGGCCCAUCCCGUGCUUUGGUCAUGUCCCGGCUUCAUGGCCGACUGAUAACCCCCCACUCUGCCUCAUCAAGCUACCUGCACCUACCACCCCUUCCUCCCCUGUCCACCCGGCCCACCCCAGGGAAAAGGACAUCUAUAGGGAUCACGGGUCGAAACGCACUGCGGGAAAGAAGCAGCCAUUCUCCUGGCAGGCAGCAGUUUGAAAGUGACACUGAUGCUCUCUUGACAAAAUUGUGUGGCCAAGACAAGAUCCUUCGAGGUCUGGAAGAAGAGACAGGGCAGCUCCGUAUUGAAAAGGAACGUCUUGAAAAGGCCUUGGAAGUAACACACUUGAGGCUGGAGGAGUUUAAAGGCCAAGAUGCCACCAUGGAGAAGAUCUGCUACCAACAAAGACAACUACAAGAUGAACUGGUACAUAUCCGUGCCCGUCUCUGCGAUCUUGCGUUGGACAGCGAACGGGUGUGGGAGGAUUAUACGGCCUUGGAAAAUGAUGUGCAGAUGCUAAAGGGCUCCUUGGAGCAUAUCCGGACUUCUGGGCAUCCCCAGGAUCAAGCAGCAGCUCAACAGGAUUUGUGGCGAAUCCAUGACAUCUUGGCAGGAUUGAGAUGCAGCCCGGCAAAUUAUCGCACCCUGGAAAACCGAAGAUCAGGUGCGUCUCCAAGCUCGCCUCCACCUCUGGAUUCUCAUUUGGGGGCAAAUCAUCACUCUCUGCUACCCUGCACUGAAACAGAGGAAUCUACCCCCAGCUAUGGGCCGGAGACAGGAAAACCAGCCAGAAUGGGGAGCAAACCGCAGGAUGGCCCUGGUUCAGCAAACUGGAAGCAAAGUCCACCUACUUCCAGCAGAGGGCAGUUGGGAGCAUCUCAGCAUGUGGAUGGACUCAAGGGGUCCCCAAACCAUCCCUCCAUUGAGCCCCCAGAGAGUGAGAAAGGGAAGGUUGGCAGAGGAGCAGAUUCUGUUAGACCAGGUUCUACCCUGCCUUUCCUCCAGGAGCUCAAAAGUCUCAUCCGUAGCAUUCCCUUUUCUUUUUCCAAAGAACAAUCCUGUGAGGUGGCCUCUUCCGAAACGACAGUCCCUCGGCGGUCCCGCAUGAGCGCCCAGGAACAGCUGGACAGGAUGCAGCGGCACCAGCAGGCCAAACGGAAAUCUGAGGCUGCCCAGCCCACACCCCUGGGCCACUGGCGAGACUCUCUCAAGCAUGGGUCUAGCCGGCCCCUCCCCAUUGCCCCCCCUGAGUCAUCACCCAAGGAGGGAAUGCAAAUUGGGGAAGUCAAGCCUCCUCGGUGCCCCCCAACCCCUGAGUGGGAGCGACAGCGAGUAAUCCAGCUCUCCUAUGCGCUGGCGACCGAGGCUUCGCAGCGGGGAAAACUCCUCACAGGAAGGACCAGUUCUCGCUCCUCCCUAGAUGAUUUGCUUGCCUCAGAAGAUGGCUUGAAUCAUCACUAUUUUCCUGGGGAUGGCACCUGCAUAAAGCUAGACUCUAGCAGUACAACAGCUGGACACAAUCAAACGAUUACUCAGAGUCCCAGCUGUAGCACUGACUCUAAAGUUGCAAAUCAGGUGCCAGCUUCAGCCCAAGCAACCAAAGCAAUGUUCAGUGCCUCAGAAGCUUCUGACUGGUCCUUGCCUUGUCCUUGCGAGGAAAGUUGGUUGCCAUCCAAGCCGAAGACUCCACAGCCGACAUCCCACCUGCUUGACCCAGCCAGAGAGGAGUCAUUCCUACUCGGCGAUCCUCAUUGGGAGGAACCUUUGCCUCAGCCAACCAAUUGGAAUGCAUGUUUUUGCAGAACAGCCAAUUGGGUUCUGCCUCCUGUAUGGGACUUAGAAAUGUGGGCAGCUGAUCAAAAGCUAGUCGGCAAUCCAAGCCUAAACAAUGGUAGAUGCAUCCAUUGGAGAGGUGAGCCUCAACAGGUAGCAGCAUAUUUUGGAGAAAUGGCACAGCCUGUUAAGGUCACCUUGAUAAAAUCAAGUUUUUAACUAAAGUCGGAUGAAGAGAAGAUCUAAAGUGUCAUAAAAGAAUAGGGGCAAGUCCCUGGAGAUGGUUGCCUACUCUAAAUCCUAGAAAUAUUCAAAAUAAGAACAGGUAAAACCUUGGCCUUUUAGAUCAGAAACACCAUAUCUCCUGCAUGUGAAUGUCUCCAGCAUAUCAUCUGUAUUUCCCAAUCAAAUUUUCUCAGUUACUUUCUCACCAACUCAUCUUGUCUAGAAAAAUCAUGAUUUAUUUUUGGUUUAGUUUUCAUUGUUGCUGCAGUCCUAGACACUCCCAGAAAUAAAUCACGAUGAGUUCUGUGGUCUUGGUCUAUAGCAGUGUUUCUCAACUUUGGCAGUUUCAAGGUACAUGGGCUUCAAGGUAUCUUAAAGUUGCUAAAGUUAAGAAACACUGGUCUACAGAUUUAUAUAUUGGGUUGGGAAAUGGGAGCACCCCAUUUCAAAUCCAUAUGUAUUCAAAAAGUUUAGUAGUUGUGGCAGAGAAUGCUCUUAUUUCUUUUAGGAGGUCAAAAUCCACCAAGAUUGCUUCAGGAAGUGUUUUCCCUUUAAGGAAAAAAAAAAAAAAAGCUAAGGUAUCCAUGUACUGAUGCCUGUUUAUAGUGGGAAACUCCUAAAAAAUAAGGUUACCACAAAUGUUUGAUAAAUAGAUAGACAUCGGUGGAUAUUCCUGACUAUUGGUCUCUGCAGAUAUUCAUAUUCAACAAAUCCAUUCCAAAGGCAUAUUAUACUGUACAUCCUAGUUGGAUGAUACUAAUACUUUCUGCAUUUUUUAAAAAAGAUGCAGCUUUAGAUCCCACCUUUAUUAUUUUUAUAAAUAAUUCAACAUGGCAAACUGAACUAAUACUCCUCCUCCAUUCUAUUUUCCCCACAAUAAUAACUCUGUAAGGUGAGUUGAGCUGAGAUAGAGAGUGACUGGCCCAAAGUCAUCCAGCAGGUUUUUAUGCCUAAAGUGGGACUAGAAUUUACCAUCUCAUAGUUAUUGUCCCAAAGUCACGGAGCCAGCUUUUAUGCUUAAGGUGGGAUUAGAACUCACAUUUUACUUUUGCUUAUAACUUUGCAGAAAUUUCUGGCUUCAAGAGAGGUAAUUUCUCAUUCCAUCUUGCAAGCACCUAUGUUUCAGAGCUGUUGUCAUUUUUGAAACAUCAUUCAAUUCUCAGACCGCAAUUUGGGGAGGGGGAAAAAAAGCUCUUUUUCAUAUCAGCAUGGAAGUUAUUUGAGCAUCCCUGGGGGUGAAUGUAGGAACACAAAGGGUUUUUUUUUCCAGCAAUUGCUUAUUUCUUUUCAUAAUUUGUUUUAUUAAGGUUGUCUUUUGGGUUGUAAAUGGAUAUCUUUUUUUCUGUAAAUAGGGAUGGGGUUUCAGAGAUAAGGAUUAUUUUCCUGGAAUGCCCUAUCAAAAUGUAAGCUCUCCUUCUAGAGGACUUAAGAAGCAGCUGUACUUGCAUAAAAAGAAGAAAACAUUGCAAGGAAACCGCCACUAAGAUCUGUGAAUGGGAGUUUUAUCUCCAAUUGGAAAGAGAAAGAAUAGUUUGAUUGUGUGGGGAGAAUGAUUGGGCAAUGGCUGUAUUGAAAAAACAUUUGGAUCUGUCCUAGCAAGCACAAGGAAUGUUUCUCAUGAAAAUUGGUGCCUCUUAAAACAAAGGCAGUGAUUUAUAUUUUGAAGGCAACUCAAAAGACUGGCUGACUUGUUCCCAGUAUAAACAGUCAGUGGCCUGUGCAGGAACACAUCCCAUAGUUAUUGACCAGAAUGGACAUGUCAUUUUGCCUAGAGCUGCAGCAAACAAAGGUAGAGAAGUCAGUAAGGGAAUGAACAGGAAAGUGAUGAGAAGUGUGGGAAGUGAGAAUACACUGAAUGGCAUUGGAGUGGUUUCAGAAAAAAAAAAUGACACAAGGAAAAGGGCUUCAGCUAGAAAAGCUGAAGAAGAAAAAGUGAUAGUGAGGAAUUAUUGACAAUGAUGGACAACUUCUUCAUGUAGGAACCUAAAUGAAGGAGUUGCUUACUUGGAAGCUACCUGGAGAAUUAAACAGGGUUACCAUAGUGUGAGAGCAUCAGGGUAGGAACCAGAAGUCUGUAAAUUGUAGCUCUGCCUUAGCACAAAGCCAACUAGGUGACUUAGGGCCAGUCAGUUUCUCUCAGCCCAAACAAAGAGGCAGUGGCAAACUACUUCUGAAAAAAAAAAACUUGCCAAGAAAACUGCAGGGACUUGUCUAACCAAUCUUCAAGAAUCAGAUGGGAAGAAAAAAAAUUAUAUUGUAGUUGCAGUGGGUCCAUUACUCCCUAGCUGUUCCAGAUUAAAUCUGGGAUGGCUAGGCUAGAACAUGUGGGCAACCAGUAGAGAUUAGCAAAGAGAAGCAGAAAUUCUAAUUCUUGAGUGCCAGCUCGUGUUUGUCUGGACUUAUCCACCAGCCUUAAAGUCUUUCUAACAGUCCCAAAAGAUUCAGCAGGUCGUACUUAGCCACAACACCAACAUCGCUGAGGUAAAUUAGCUGAGAAAUUUGUCUAAAAGGUUCUUGUACAGACUUUGAUAAGAAAGUUAACUAAUAGCCCCCAAACCUAUCCUGGAGCACAAAAGCUCAAGAAUCUAAACAAAGCAGCCAAAGUUUCCUGUUGUAACAGCUCCUUGCUCUGUUGAGGCACCUGUCUUCCCAUGCAGAAUUAUAAUUCUCUUUUAAGAAUCAGACUAUUUCUACUGUAUUUAAGGAGAAUGUGUCAGCUACUGCGGGAAUUUCCUCAGACAUGUAAACACUAAGCCUUUCCAUGUGUGAAUUAUUCCAAUUUGUAUAAUCAAUAAACAUUUUAAUGUA